AUGAGUUAUUCUUUCGAUAUCCAGUUCAAGUCGACAUUAAAUAUCGCAAAUGCUGACGGUCUUUCCAGACUUCCAGAAGGGCCGGAUGUGCAAUUUGGUCUGCAAAUGCAACAGGGUAUUUUCAACGUCGAGGUUGAAGAGAUAAAGGCUGUGCAAGAUUUUCGAAUGUCUACCCUUCCGGUCACCGUGAAGCGGAUUGCUGAAGCGACACAAGAAGAUCCCUGUUUAAAAGAAGUAAUUCAGUUUAUUACAAACGGCUGGCCUGAGAGAACCGAACCUGAGUCCGCACCAUAUGUUCAACGACGAGCGGAGCUGACGACUCACAGAGGGUGCAUACUUCUCGGAUUACGUACGGUAGUUCCUGAUAAGUAUCGUCUGCAACUUCUGAACACCCUUCAUGAUUGCCAUGUCGGUCAAACAAAGAUGAAAAUGCUUUCCCGCUCAUACAUGUGGUGGCCAGGCCUCGAUAAAGAUAUUGAAGCCACAGUGAGACGUUGUCAUCAGUGUGCAGCCAUUGCAGCCCAGGAGUCCCCGGUUCCAUUUCAUCAAUGGGAGCCGCCAGAGAAACCGUGGUUUCGGCUACACGCGGACUUCACAGAGUUGCAUGGGAAAGAUUACCUCAUAAUAAUUGACGCAUUCUAUAAGUGGCCAGAGGUGGUGCCUAUGGCAGCAACUACAGCGACGAAGACAAUGGAUGCCAUGAAAGACAUUUUCGUGCAGCAUGGGCUUCCACAGGUUCUGGUGACAGAUAAUGGACCUCCCUUCACCAGUCAGCAGUUUACGACGUUCCUUGCGGAACUUGGAGUUCAUCACGUUCGUACGCCUCCAUAUCAUCCGAAGUCUAACCGACAAGCUGAAAACUUCGUACGAACGUUUAAAACAGCGCUAUCUCGCUCCGCUAUGGAGGGGAGAGAAAAUAUCAGAGAGUUCCUGUUCAAAUACCGUGUAACACCACAUGCAUCUACAGGUCGUCCACCUUGCGAGCGGCUCAACAGCAGGCACUAUCGGUCUGUGUUGGACCUUGUUAGACCUUCUGAUUUUUCUCUGAUUCCUGCGUCAACGGAUGCGGGUGCCCGAGAGCGACAAAGGCGUUGUCAUGAUAAACGGGCGCGGGACCGAUCUUUCGGAAAAGACGCAUGCGUGUGGAUGCUUGACCCGCAGAGGAAAGGUCACUGGAAAACCGGAAAAAUUAUGGAAAAAGAAGGGAGAGUGAUCUUCCAUGUGCGAGAUGCUGAUGGGAAGAUUCAUCGAGUACAUAAGGACUUGCAUGACGACAUAAGGACCAUCUUAAGCUCAGGGAAUCUUUGGAAUCGUGGGAAAGCGGAUUUUCGAAGACAACGGCAGAUCAAGAUCUUGUGCUCGAGGGACCGGAAUUUCCUUUACCGUUCCCCGAAGUGGAGGACCCACCAUUGA
Ornithodoros turicata is the source of this 1413-nucleotide messenger RNA. RefSeq lists its product as uncharacterized. Gene Ontology annotation, biological process: DNA integration. The transcript has a single exon. Gene Ontology annotation, molecular function: nucleic acid binding. The coding region runs from base 1 to 1413 and encodes 470 amino acids. The record is from RefSeq and is a predicted model, not a curated record. Lineage: Eukaryota; Metazoa; Arthropoda; Arachnida; Ixodida; Argasidae.